AUCAUAGAUGAACUUUUACAUAGAUCGAUCUAGCUCAUAUGUUAUGAAGUAUAUAUAUAAACCUGUUUCUUUUUCUGUGUGUUACCAAAAAAGCAGGUUCUCUGAAUUUAUAUAAAUAAUUGUUCUCAACUGAUUCUUGUCUUAUGAGAAGUGCUUUUAGGCUGACUGCAUUCCUUUUUUAGCAUUAUAUAGCAUACUUCCCUUUCCUUUCCUUUCCUUUCCUUUCCUUUAUUCUCUCUUUAUUCUUUGUUUGUCUUUUAAUUUUUCUGAUCGAACAAACCCCCUCCCUCGGUCCUCUCCUCUGUUCAUCAACCAUAAUACCAUAUACUUGCUGCGCACAUGGAGGAUCACUGUUCAGAGUUGGAAACCUUGAUGCAGAGAAAGAUGCUGCCUUACAAGGGUAGUGAUUCAAUUCAUAUGUGGGGUGGUAACUUUGAUGAUCACAAUGAAUCUGAUGAUGGUAGAAUUGAAUUCAGAUCAUUACCCUUUUUGGAUAGCCCAAGUUCUACUAGCAGCCUCGAGCCUACUUCUUCAACUUGUAAUUUGUCAAAACAAUUUGGAGAUCAGCUGAGUCAGUGUACAACAUCAUCUGCAUCACAAUCUCAUUCAACCCCUAUUAACCUCCUUUCAAAUUUAACCUUGGAGGUUAAUAAGGUUAUGCAGGAUCCCUCAUUCAGCAUCAGCAGCCCAAGAAUUGGAAGGAGCUCCCAAGAUGCUGUAUUAGCAGAUCCCUUGCUGCAGUGUGGCCAAACUCAUUACUUGCCUGCUGUACAUAAUCAUAAUCAUAAUCAUAAUCAUAAUCAUAAUCAUAAUCAUAAUCAAUGGCUGAGAAUGAGCGAGGAGUUGUCAUCAAAAGUAGUCAGCACUGAGUUUAGGCUCAGUCCUACCAAGACACAGGCAAUGAAGAAGUCAACUGGAAGAAGGCUGCAGACCUUACUUCAGCCUCACAAGAGCUCAUCAUCAUUGUCAUCAUCAUCAUCUUCAUCUUCAUCUUCAUCUUCAUCUUCAUCUUCAUCUUCAUCUUCAGCGGGGAAGUUGUAUAGGGGAGUACGGCAAAGGCACUGGGGAAAGUGGGUGGCAGAGAUCAGAUUACCAAGAAACAGGACAAGGGUGUGGUUGGGUACAUUUGACACAGCUGAAGAGGCUGCAUUUGCUUAUGAUACUGCAGCAUAUAUACUGAGGGGAGAAUAUGCGCAUCUGAAUUUCCCAGAUCAGAAGCAUCUACUUAAGGCUAAUUCCUUAAACGGAAGUACUGCAGCACUCUUAGAAGCAAAGCUCCAAGCAAUAUCACAGCAAGCUGGACUUAAGAAAUCAGGGGAUGUUCUCCCGACUUCAUCCUUUCUAAUGAAUAAUAACUCGGGUGAUCCAAAUUCAAUAAGUGGAGUGAAGAAAGAGUGGCAAUUUGAGUUGGAUGGUAGAGUAAUUGGAACAUCAUCAUCAUCAUCUGAGAUGAUGAUGAUGAUGGAAAGUAGUAACAAGAUGAGAAGCCAUCAAGUUUCAUUUGACCACACUGUUACUGUUGAUGCACAUGCUGUCCAGUUAAGUAGAAUGCCUUCCUUAGAUAUGGAUUCCAUCUGGGAUGCUCUUCUGGUUUCUGAUACCACAUGAACACUUUGCUUUAUUUUGUUUCCAAUUCAUCAUAUUAUUCAUAGUCAAACUCAAACAGGUUAACUCGUUUGAUUUGUAGCAUAAUACGAUUAUUUUUCAUCUUUAAUUUAAUUAUUGUCAACUCCAUCCCAUUUUGAGAAAUGGAAGAAUCAAUUACAUUUUCCGUUUUGUGAUUUGAUACUGUACUUUGUAUUUUUUAACUGGAUGGGUUACUUGUCUAGUCACAUUAGUU
Messenger RNA from Spinacia oleracea (spinach), 1840 nucleotides. Its product is annotated as ethylene-responsive transcription factor ERF062. Gene Ontology annotation, biological process: regulation of DNA-templated transcription. Bases 340 to 1608 code for a protein of 422 amino acids. Lineage: Eukaryota; Viridiplantae; Streptophyta; Magnoliopsida; Caryophyllales; Amaranthaceae. Gene Ontology annotation, molecular function: DNA binding; DNA-binding transcription factor activity. The record is from RefSeq and is a predicted model, not a curated record. The transcript is spliced from 2 exons.